Liolophura sinensis is the source of this 1837-nucleotide messenger RNA. RefSeq lists its product as uncharacterized. The transcript is spliced from 6 exons. Gene Ontology annotation, molecular function: fructose-2,6-bisphosphate 2-phosphatase activity. The coding region runs from base 71 to 1477 and encodes 468 amino acids. Lineage: Eukaryota; Metazoa; Mollusca; Polyplacophora; Chitonida; Chitonidae. Gene Ontology annotation, cellular component: cytosol. Gene Ontology annotation, biological process: negative regulation of glycolytic process; regulation of pentose-phosphate shunt. The record is from RefSeq and is a predicted model, not a curated record.
GAAAAAGUUAGAUGCUUGGGUGUGAAGUCAUUUCUGUCUUAGACUCGCAAUAUUGGUUGAUUGGGGAUGUAUGCUGGCUGGACAAAAGGAGAUCAAAAUGGUGCUGUUUACCUUAACUCUCGUCCGACAUGGUGAAACAGUUGCCAACAGAAGAAGUAUUAUCCAAGGACAACAGGAUACUCCCUUGUCAGAGACGGGAGAACAACAGGCACGCCUUGUUGGUGGAAGGUUGAAGGACGAGAGCUUCACCCAUGUUUUCACAAGUGACCUCAGCAGAGCGGCUAAGACUGCUCAGGUGAUUGUGGAGUCAAAUCGAGUCAGCCGUUGUGAGUUGGUGUAUGAUCCUCGUCUCAGGGAAAGGAAAUUUGGAAAUGUGGAAGGGAAAACGUACAAAGAUUUGGUUGCAGCUGCAAGGAAGAGUAACACUGCACCUGCAGAUUUCAACCCUAAAGGAUCUGAAAACAUUAAACAGCUGAGAGACAGGGCUGUUUCGUUCUUCAAGGACCUAUGUGAAAAGUUGAAGAGCUAUAGUGCUACAGAAGAAGCAGACUAUGUGCCCGGUUCAAUCAAGCGUCGCAUCGAGUCCGAGGCAGAGAGCUGCGCCGCGAGGGAGUCUGCAAGUCACCCGGCUCGUCUACUCCACCCAACCUCUACCUACGCCCCCAUGAACAAAGUGGUGAGCCCCUCAGGGCUGAUGGAAGAUGACAUUGAGGAGAGUCAGGUGAAACGGCCGCGCCACACCAGCGCGGACAUGGACAGUGACGCGGGGGAGACCAUGUUCCCCAUGGAGAUGUCACGAGCUGGUGCGCAGGCAGGGGAAGGCCAGGCUGACACAUCCAGUCACUCCGAUACGUCUCAGUCAGUGAUCGCGCGCUCUAACUCCAGUAGUUCCUCCGGCUACGCAAGUCUCCCUGAGAAUCCUGAACUGCAGGACUGUGAUCUGGAGCAGCUGUCCCCAGGCAGUGAGCGUGAACAGGCUGCAGCUGCAGCUGCAGCCGCCUCAAGGGAGAGUACUCCAUGUGAUAUUGACUCCCUCUUUCACCCAAUUGUGGCAAGUGAUGCAGAAAUCAAAAGUCAAGUUUCGCCAAAGUCCCGUGACGUGGCCAGGCAUGACUGUCCAAAUGUGUCGUUAUCUCCCUUGCUAGAACACAGGCUGUCCAGCAUAUCCAGUAUUAGCUCCGGUCGCAACAGUAGCUUUGACGAUGGGGACGGGCUGGCGUUGUCAGCAGCCGAUGUUCUGGUUGUCAGUCACGGCGGCUUCAUGAAAGAACUGAUCCGCCAUUUCAUAGAGGACCUGGGCUGUAAGGUGCCCGGGGGCAAAGGUCACGCAUUACGGGUGUCACCCAACACGGGUCUGUCCAAGUUCACAGUGACCGCCGAGGAAGACAACGGCCGUCCUGUGAUCACUUGCCUGGUCAUUCAUGACAAAGAUCACCUCCUAAAUAUGAUGGUUCCUCAGGAAGAUUUAGCUAUUUAACGACUGCUAUUUUGUUUAGCCUUGUGGACAUGCAUAAGUUGCAGCCAUUGCCUUGUGUAGAUUGUGUCUGCCUGUUUCAUUCUGCAUGCUGUAUGUUGUAGGUAUGUUUGAAUUACCUCCCCUGAUAUCCUCACUCGGGAUGAUAUAUGACCAGUUUCAAACUGGGAUUUUGUACGGAUCUGUUCAGCUGUGUUUUAGCAGACUAUGAUCUGAAAAGAUUAAUACCCAUUUCAGCUUAUGGUUUACAUAUGCAUGAUUUCUCCUCACAGCCAGUGUUAACACAUAACAGAGUAUAAAUUCUGGGAUUGUUUCCACAUCAGUGUGUGUGCUUUGGUGAGAGUCCUUACCUACGCCGCCGCC